AUGAGCCUUUCAAAUAGCGCAAACCACAGCAGCAUCAUAUACAUAGAGACACACUAUUGCUAUGAGUCAGUGAAUGGUUCGUGCAAGAAGUUUGUCCGCCCACUAAGCCUACAGUUCUUCAUGUUUGUCUCCAUGGGGAUUGCUGUACUGCUCACCGUGAGCGGGAACCUUCUGGUCAUCAUGGCAAUAUCGCACUUCAAGCAGUUGCACACCUCCACAAAUGGACUGAUCCUCUCUCUAGCGGUGUGUGAUUUCCUCCUGGGGGCCCUGAUCAUGCCUUGUAGUGCCAUGCGCUCCGUCCAUGGCUGCUGGUUCCUGGGUGAUCUGGCGUGCAAGCUCCAUACCAGCACUGACAUCAUGCUCAGCACUUCCUCCAUCUUCCACCUUUCCUUCAUCUCUGUUGACCGAUACUUUGCUGUCUGCACCCCUCUUGCAUACCGGUCCACGAUGAACUCCACCACAACCUUUGUCAUGGCUGCAAUCAGCUGGCUCGUCCCUGCCAUUUUUGCUUUUGGAAUGAUAUUCUCUGAACUCAACCUAAAGGGUAGCAAGGCUUUCUACGACACAAACGUGCGCUGCCAUGGAGGCUGCCCAGUAUUCUUCAGCCAAGCAUCUGCCGCAUUUGCCUCUAUGUUCUCUUUCUUCAUCCCUGGUCUGAUCAUGUUUGGCAUUUACAUAAAAAUUUACAAGGUUGCCAGAAGUCAAGCCCGAUCAAUUAAAGGCCAGACACAGCAGUUCAGGGUAGGAGGUGGAAAUGAGUCCAAGGUUUCUGGGCAACGAGAAAGAAGAGGGGCAAUAAUCCUGGCAGUAGUGGUUGGAGUAUUCCUCAUCUGCUGGACCCCAUUUUUCUUUUGCAACAUGAUUGACCCUUUCAUUGGCUACACCAUCCCACCUACACUGGUUGAUGCUCUGGUCUGGUUUGGUUACAUGAACUCGAGUUUCAACCCUCUAGUUUAUGCUUUCUUUUACUCUUGGUUUAGAAAAGCACUGAGGAUAAUUAUCACGGGAAAAAUCUUUUACAGAGAUUCCUGUCGAAUGAGACUGUACUCUGAAUGA
Molecule: messenger RNA, 1056 nt
Organism: Scleropages formosus (Asian bonytongue)
Lineage: Eukaryota; Metazoa; Chordata; Actinopteri; Osteoglossiformes; Osteoglossidae
Product: trace amine-associated receptor 1-like
Exons: 1
Coding region: 1-1056 (351 amino acids)
Biological process (GO): G protein-coupled receptor signaling pathway
Cellular component (GO): membrane
Molecular function (GO): trace-amine receptor activity
Source: RefSeq, a predicted model, not a curated record